Messenger RNA from Lycium ferocissimum, 1084 nucleotides. RefSeq lists its product as uncharacterized. The record is from RefSeq and is a predicted model, not a curated record. Lineage: Eukaryota; Viridiplantae; Streptophyta; Magnoliopsida; Solanales; Solanaceae. The coding region runs from base 180 to 833 and encodes 217 amino acids. The transcript is spliced from 4 exons.
UUCUAAGGUACACACAACACAACAAACUGGUGGAGUAAGAAAGAGAAACAGUUAUUCCACAGUUUCACUAAUGAAGCUUCUUGAAUUCUAGCUAACUUAAUACAAUACUCCUAUCUUAAUGGAAUUUCAGUUUCUUUGAUAUUUUUAUUUCAUUUAGAUUAAAUUAGAUCAUCCAAAAAAUGGCUUCUUUACAGUUAUUGAAGUCUCCAUUAAUCUCAUUUUCUCAGUCAAAAUCUAGUAGUUUUUCUACUAUGGUUGGAAGGAGGAGGAUAUUGGGUGUGAGGUUUCAAAGGAAAAAUCCAAUCUUGAAGACAUUUGUUGAUACUAAGUUUAGGGUUAGUUGUAGAGUUCAAGACAGCGAUAACCAGAGUAAUGGUGAAGAACCUCCAGAGUCAUUGUUUAUGAAAGAGUUGAGAAGACGUGGCAUGACUCCAACUUCAUUGCUUGAGGAGACAAACACAAACAUCAAAGAAGACGAGAAGACAAAUACUAGGGAAGAAGAUGGAGGUUUCUAUAGAAGAAAUGCACUGUCAACAGAUUCUGGAAGAAAUUUGACUAAUCAAAGGGAACAGUCUAUGGCACUGAAUAGCGAAGGCCUUGAGGGUUUGAUUCCACGGGCAAAACUUUUGCUUACUCUUGGUGGAACAUUCUUUUUGGCAUUUUGGCCGUUGAUCCUUGUAACUAUUGCAGCUUUCUCGGCUUGUUACCUGUAUUUUGGGCCUUCAUUUGUCCACUUUGCAAGCAACAGAUCGACAGAUCCACCACCAUAUAUCGAUCCUUAUGUACUACUCGAAGAAGAGAGGAUAUCACAGACAGCUCCACGUCUAAAUUGAGUAACUGCUUGUUUCAUGAAGUUAGACUGCUCAAAUGUCUUAAAAGGUUUCCAUUGCUUAUCCUCAGUAUAUUUGCCUUGUUAUUUUCUGGUUCGACAUUGCCAUGAUAGCUAGAAGAUACUUUUGUUGACUGAGAAAUCUUCUUUCUACGACUGUAAAAUUUGUAAAAAUGUACAAGAGAUAAGAUUUCCCGUUCUGAAGCCUAUACUGUAUAUUCUGGUAUAUUGAUCCUAAUAUUACAAUUUCAGAUC